AUGCAAAACGAUUUUGACGAAUUCUAUUCUCUUCUGAAUUUCGUCCGUCCAGACGACUUCCCAUCUCUCCAAGAAUUCAAGAAAAUGUGUUCCGACAAUCCGUUGGAAUUGAAUGAACUCAUCGAUGAGUGUAUGAUACGCAGAACGGCUGCAGAUGUCAAUUUGAGUCAUUUACCCGAAAAACACGAAUACAUUCUAUUCUGUGCUGCAUCUGAAAUCCAGAAGACGAUUCACUCAGAAAUCUGUGAUUACAUGACGGGAGACGCCCUCUCUCUAAUCUUUUUCGCCCGUCAAUUGGCGAAUCAUCCGAAACUUUUACUCGAUUAUUUACGUGAAAAGAAUCAGAAUCAGAUUCAGAAUCAGAAGAAUCAGAAGACGUCUUCUAUGAAACAAUUCCAAAAACACGCCGCCUUGCUCCUCGCAUUCGACGGAGAGAACAUGCCGAGGGGCGGAGUCAGCGAAUCGGGAAAGUUGUCGACACUUGUGAAUAUGUUGAAAUGUUUCCGAAUGAUUGGAGAGUGUACUGUAAUUGUAUCGAAUUUCAUUGAAACUUUGGAUAUGAUUGAAGGACUCUGCGAGUUUUUAGAAUUUAAAGUGUUCCGAUUGGAUGGAAAGACACAGGUACAAGACCGUCAGAGACUGGUCCGUCACUUCAACGACAAUCGUGACGCAUCGAAUGUGUUUUUGUUGAGUACAAAGGCUGGCGGUGUCGGAUUGAAUCUAAUCGGAGCAUCUCGUCUGAUUCUUUAUGAUUCUGAUUGGAAUCCGGCGAAUGAUCAACAGGCGAUGGCAAGGAUUUGGAGAGAUGGACAAGUUAGGCCAUGUCAUAUUUAUCGAUUGAUUACUACGGGAACAAUCGAGGAGAAAAUGCUACAAAGACAAAUCAAAAAGACCGGAUUGGGAUGUGUUAUCGAUGCGAUUGAAGUCGGAGAAUCAGUGUCAACAUUCACGGAUGACGAGCUCAAAGACAUUUUCACGUUUUCCGGCGACGCGACGGAAUGCAAUACGCAUGAUUUGUGUGGUUGCGGAUGCGAUGGAACCGGAAUGUUCGAAACGGAAAUGUUCGACGACGACGGAGAAGAAGAGGAUUCAGAAGACGUGACAGAAGACGUGACAGACGACGUCAAGGAUUCAGAAUCUCCGGAAAAAAAGAAGAAAAGAAACUGGGAUAGUGAUAGUGACGAUGAGGAAGAAGUAGACGAUGAAGAGUUGGAGGCUGACGUCACGAUUCAGAAGACUCCAGAUGACGAUGAAGUCGUCGAGGAUAGUCAGGAGCCGAAAAUUUCAGAAAAAAUUCCAGAAAAACCAGAAGAAAUCGCUGAAAAAGAGCCGAAAAAGGCGGCAGAGCCGCCACGAACGAUCGCCUCUCUCGCCGAACUCUCCAGGUGGCGUCAUUUUUCGCCACGUCAUCCGGACACGUGGCAUCAUUUCAUGACGAAUGCAGGAUUGUCUCAAGUGGAUCAGGAGGACGUCGAGUUGACAUUUGCAUUCUAUCAGGAAUCUAAAUAUUGA
Molecule: messenger RNA, 1512 nt
Organism: Caenorhabditis remanei
Lineage: Eukaryota; Metazoa; Nematoda; Chromadorea; Rhabditida; Rhabditidae
Exons: 6
Coding region: 1-1512 (503 amino acids)
Biological process (GO): reciprocal meiotic recombination; double-strand break repair via homologous recombination
Cellular component (GO): nucleus
Molecular function (GO): ATP-dependent chromatin remodeler activity; ATP binding; DNA translocase activity
Source: RefSeq, a predicted model, not a curated record